GGGUUUUCUUUAAUUUUGCUGCUUUCGUUCUGCUGCACCUUACGGGACGAGUCCUUGCUUAGAGUGAAGUUCUUAAGGGACAGGACCCGACGAAGCGAGAAUACCCGGGAUCAAGAGGAUGUUUACACCCAUCGAGACUUCCAUCGGCGCCUUCCUGCUACAUCAAGCGACUAGCAACCAACUCUAUCAGAAUGGCGAUAUUCUGGGACUCAGCGGCUAUCUGCGUCGACUCUUCUCUGCACCUACGAAAGAACUGCUCGCGUUCUUCACUGGCAUGGUUGCCAGCUACGUUCCGUUGAAGGCAUUAGCACCGCAGUUAAUCACAGAGUAUCCUGCUGUACAGAUCAGUCCACAGAAUGCUCUGGUUACGCUAGCGAUCGGAGCUCUGAUAGGAUGCGGGACGAAGAUGUCAAAUGGAUGUACUUCCGGACACAUGCUGUGUGGACUCCCCAGACUGAGCGGACGUUCAGCAAUCGCAGUUGCUACCUUCUUCCCUACGGCAGUUAUAACACAUCACCUCGCCAAUCCAAGCCUAUCGAGUCCGAUGUGCCCCGGCAGUGCACCAUGCUACACGCCUGUGUAUCCAUCAACUGAGACAACCGCAUCUCUGCUCGUACUUGCCGUAUUCAGCAUAUUCGCCGCGCGAACCAUACCCAAACUUGUGGCUCAAGUUACGGCCGCACCCACAACCAAGGAUGCCAAACACCAGCCCGCUGAUACACACAGUGCUGCACGCCUAACCACACAGUCCUUCUCGGGUCUUCUCUUCGCCCUCGGUCUUCACAUCUCGCAGAUGGCACAUCCCGGGAAGGUGGCCGCUUUCUUCUCUUUCCCGGACUUGCAACACUGGGACCCGUCACUCGCUCUGGUCAUACUCUUCGGUGUCCUACCCAACUUGAUCGAGAAUCAAAUGAAAGGCUUUACCAGCCCGCCAUCUUUCGCCCACAAGUUCUCGCUGCCUACGAAGACGUUGCAAGAUGUGGACAGAAGAUUCGUCGUUGGAGCUGCAGCUUUUGGUGUUGGCUGGGGCUUGACGGGAAUUUGUCCUGGUCCGGCAGUGCUUCGAGCUUUCUUUCAGCCAGUUUGGGGAGCGUUGUGGAUUGGUGGCUUCUGGUUGGGAGGUAAACUGAACAUUUGAUCUGGCUCCAAGGUUGUCUCUUUACUUCGAAUGGGUGGCUCUUUGCGUUACACGAUACCCUCUGUUCAUUCCUGCGCAUCAUUAGCCAUGAGGGCUGGAAGAUGACUUUGGAAGAUGUUAAUAGUCAGAUAUGAUAUGCCAGUCUAAUGAACGAUGAAAUGAUAUAUGUCAAAGUUCUCGCGUUUCCAUUGGAAUACGCCUUUGUACGUG
This is a messenger RNA of Alternaria rosae, 1348 nucleotides long. RefSeq names its product YeeE/YedE family integral membrane protein. The coding region runs from base 119 to 1138 and encodes 339 amino acids. Lineage: Eukaryota; Fungi; Ascomycota; Dothideomycetes; Pleosporales; Pleosporaceae. The transcript has 2 exons. Gene Ontology annotation, cellular component: plasma membrane. The record is from RefSeq and is a predicted model, not a curated record.